AAAGCUGCAGGAAUGCAGUCUGGUGGCCACCAGGCUCCAAGGGUCACCAUGGCAAGGUGCUCUUGGACAAUUUUGUUUCUUCUCUCUGCCCUUUUCCUCCAGACAGAACAGACAGUAUUUAUAUCAGCUGAUGAUGCAAACAAUGUCAUCAAGAGACAGAGGCGUGCCAAUUCCCUACUUUUGGAAGAGGUCCUCCAAGGCAGCUUGGAAAGGGAAUGCCUUGAAGAGAGAUGUACUCAUGAGGAAGCAAGAGAAGUGUUUGAAAAUGAUGAAAUGCUUGAAAUGUUUUGGGAAGCUUACUAUGGUGGCAGGAGGUGCUCAUCCAGCCCCUGCCAGCACGACGGAGUGUGUGAGGACAGCAUCCGCGGCUACACCUGCACCUGCGCCGAGGGUUACGAGGGAGAGAACUGUGCUUUCGCCACAAAUGAAUGUCGCCACCAAGCAAAAGAAGGAUGUCACCACUUCUGCUACCCAGGAAGCAAUUCCUACCAUUGUUCCUGUGCUGAUGGCUAUGAGCUUGGGAAGGACAAAAAAGAGUGCAUUGCAUUAGAUCAAUGUGCAUGUGGCAGACUUCAAGACAGUGACAAUCUGAUAAGUGGAACGAGGAAGAAACGUGAUGAGCGAUUUCCUUGGCAGGCCCUGAUGCUAAACUCAGAAGGCAAGGGCUUCUGUGGAGGAGUGCUGCUGAAGAGUAACUUUGUACUGACUACAGCAGAGUGUGCCCUUCUGCACAGCCACUUUGAAAUCAGGGUGGGUGCUGGGCCCAAUGGAACUGAGAAAAUACUGGAAGUCAGUGAGAAACACAUACACAUCCGGUAUGAUGAAGACACUGGUGAGAACAACAUCGCAUUACUGCAACUUCAGGAGCACGUUGAGUGCAGCAACCACCAGCUUCCUCUCUGCAUGCCUGAAAGAGACUUUGCAGAACACAUUUUAAUCCCCAAAUUCGCUGGUACAGUCAGUGCCUGGAGACUGGAAGGCGAUGAACUUCGAAGUGAGGAGUUGCAGGUUUCCUACCUUCCUGCUGAGGACUGCCAACAAAUACUCAACAUCAGCCUCACCAACAGGCAGUUCUGUGGAGCCCUCCAGGAGACUGUAGACAAACAACUGGCUGGAGGAGGCUUUUUAGCUACUGAGUACAAGGGCACUUGGUUUCUGACUGGUAUCCUGGGAUCUUGGCCACUAGAAGACACCGAGUGGAAAACACUUCUAUUCACUAACACAGCAAGGUAUAUGAUAUGGUUUAAACAAAAAAUGAAGUAAGACAUAAACACAGCCAACCCUCCAGCACCAAACCUCUGCCAGUCAUUGCAAGGAAACAUUUGAAUGCAGGCAGUACACUGAAUUGACUCUCCAUCAUGAUUGCAGCAAUGGAAGUUGCAAUGAGGACAGGUAUAUAACUCCAGUUCAUACAGAAGUGCCUGUUUGCAUUUCAUCUUCUGUUGACACACAGUACUCUCAUAGCCAAGAUAUGGUAACCAGUUAUUUCAUUAAAAACUUACUGAACUUUUAGUUUUCUGGAACUAUUAAUCCUAAAAUUUAUAGAAUUAUUUAGGUUGGAAAAAGACCUCUGAAAUCAUUAAGCCCAGCCACCAACCCAACACCACCAUGCCAACUAACCCAUGUCCUGAUGUGCUAUGUCCACACAUUUCUUGAACACCUCCACAGACGGUGACUUCACCGCUUCCUUGGGCAGCCUCUUCCACGUCUGACUACUCUUAUAGAGA
Messenger RNA from Calypte anna (Anna's hummingbird), 1727 nucleotides. RefSeq names its product protein Z, vitamin K dependent plasma glycoprotein (gene PROZ). Gene Ontology annotation, biological process: proteolysis; blood coagulation. Lineage: Eukaryota; Metazoa; Chordata; Aves; Apodiformes; Trochilidae. Gene Ontology annotation, cellular component: extracellular region. The transcript has 8 exons. Gene Ontology annotation, molecular function: serine-type endopeptidase activity; calcium ion binding. Bases 13 to 1263 code for a protein of 416 amino acids. The record is from RefSeq and is a predicted model, not a curated record.